Messenger RNA from Ostertagia ostertagi, 723 nucleotides. Lineage: Eukaryota; Metazoa; Nematoda; Chromadorea; Rhabditida; Trichostrongylidae. The record is from the annotation of a GenBank genome assembly.
AUGAUAAGAAAUGCCAACACAAAACUGAUGUUGGGCACGUCGUCAUGGCGUGAACAAUUCAUCGAUGCGCUGACCGUUGGUGCUGAUGAUGACGACGGUGAUGAUGAAGAGGGAGAAGAAGGAAGUGAUGAAUCAGAGAAGGAGCCACCAAGCUUUGGUGACUACGUCAUGCACUUCCUGACAAUGCCCUGGAAGUUGAUAUUCGCCACAAUCCCUCCAACUGAUUAUUGGGGAGGUUGGGCGUGUUUCGUCGUCUCGAUCUUCAUGAUCGGCGUCCUGACAGCAGUCAUCGGUGAUUUGGCGUCACAGUUUGGUUGCUGGGUCGGCCUCAAGGAUUCCGUCACUGCCAUUUCAUUCGUCGCUCUCGGAACCUCUGUACCCGAUACAUUCGCGUCAAAGGUGUCCGCUGUACAGGACAAAUAUGCUGAUAAUUCCAUCGGUAAUGUGACCGGAUCAAACGCAGUCAACGUAUUCCUUGGUAUCGGAAUCGCUUGGUCCAUGGCAGCCAUCUAUCACUUCUUCAAUGGAACGAAGUUCCUUGUCGACCCUGGAAACCUCGGUUUCUCCGUAUUGGUGUUCUGUUUGGAGGCGUGCGCCUGCAUCACAGUCAUCGUACUAAGGAGAGGGAAACUCGUUGGUGGAGAGCUUGGAGGCCCUAUAAAAUUCAGGGUACGCUUCUAUAUUCUUGAUUACCUUCACCAUAUUUUCAGCAUGUUCAGUUGA